UACGAACUGAGGCCUGAGGACUUAAGUCAUUCCCCUUCGCGAACGUUUGCGACGAGUUCUUAAUGUCGGUUUACCCAGCUCGAUGAAUCAUUGCGUCUCCCUGAAAUUGGAACUGGGAUCCCGAAUGCAUUGCACUUGUACGACUCAGCCGCACACUCAGCACACGUCCCGUCUAUGGCGCCCAAGGACUUGUAAUACGUGUCUUUCUCUUCGGAGAAGCUCAUGACCUUCGCAGACGCGUAUCUUACAAGUAGAUUACCCCUUGACGCAAAGUCUCUAUUAUGGGAUCAGACGUCUAUAUAAGACACCAGUGGCCAACCAGAGAUCGCAACUGCAGGGUCUCGCGGGCCCGUCUCGUCUUGUCUGUUACACUUUUUGUCAAGAAUGGAUGCUGUGACCACGCAAUCUUUUGUGGCUAUCGCGAGUUUAACGAUUCUGUGCUGGGAUCAUAUGAUCACCUUUGCGGACGAGGUAGACUUAAUCUGGUGUCAACCCAAAAAAAUUCUUGGGUGGCUCUUUCUGCUGAAUCGAUAUAUCACGCCUCUGGGAUUUGUUGUUAACAUCAUUGUGUUGACCCUCCCCAAUUGGCCCACAGAGAUGACUGGCAUCAAACUGCUGUUAAGUUGCAGAAAUUUCGUCAGAUACCAAGGUGCCAUGGCGAUCCUUGGUGUCAGUAUAGCAGAAUUGAUAAUGCUGAUGCGGAUUCGUGUUUUGUAUCGGGAACGCAGGCUUGUCGUUGCGGCCGCAGGCUUUCUCUUAUUAGUUCGGGUUGCACUUGAGGCAUGUUUGAUGACUCUUGGUAAAAUUGUUCCUUAUGUUCAACAAAUACACUCCUGUCAUGAGGAUUAUGAUUUGCCGCUGGCUCUCUCUGUUACUCGGGCAUGGUUGCCUUUAGCAUACGACACUGCCAUUUUUGUCAUGACCCUAUGGCGCACCUAUCAUCGGAAUGAAAUUAGUCCUAUUUUGCCAGCAUUACAAUCCGAGGGUAUAUUGUACUACAUUGUUAUAUGUUCUGCUAACCUAGUACUGACUGUGAUGAUAGUACGAGCGCCCCCGGGCCUGAAGGGCGUUGUCAUGACGUCGCGGGUCACGCUUCAUCUGAAAAAGCAAGUCCGUGACCAACAGCCUUGUUCGCCUACGGUGUCAAGGUUUCCACCUGGACACCAGCAGAGGUUCUUCGCGGACCAUGAUUCACAGCUGAAAUUACCAUGUUCAACAACUCCUAUUCCACCAAUCCCAAUAAAAUUGGAUCCCACGGACGAUACUCAAACCUUUGGAAGUGUUGAUGUGGAGUCUUUAUGAUCGUGCCAUGCUCAAUAACCCUAGGGCAUUGUCCUAGCCAUGGGUAGUACAAUUUUGCCCUGCGCGCUGCGACGGAAUGCUCAGGAAGCCUGUGCCAUCCUCACACCAGUCAGCUGGGCAGGCAGUGGUAGCGCUGGCACCGGAACAGAACGUGCACUGUAUCAUACGUGUUUCGACCUCCAUUUUGGAUGACCGAACACCUGCGCCUUCUGAAUGCCAUACGCGCAGUCACAUAGUUACGAUCACGCAGUUACAUGGUCGUUAUUUUGAUAUUGAACCAAGAAAUGUAUACAUAUCUUACAAAGGCAGGAUACAUUGCAAGGAGGAUGAUCGUGGAAGCUAUUUAUGUUAGAUCCUGUAUGCACCGGCCUUUUAUCAACUCUCCUUAUCAGGCCGGGGCCACAAUCUACAUGCCAACGUCCCACGCCUGGCACGCCAGU
Suillus fuscotomentosus is the source of this 1742-nucleotide messenger RNA. RefSeq lists its product as uncharacterized. The coding region runs from base 385 to 1302 and encodes 305 amino acids. Lineage: Eukaryota; Fungi; Basidiomycota; Agaricomycetes; Boletales; Suillaceae. The record is from RefSeq and is a predicted model, not a curated record. The transcript has 14 exons.